GGCCCGGGAAAGGUGAUCAAUCUUCGCCGGGCGACAUUUCCUAUCAGCUAAACAGCUGGGCGGGCGAAGGGAGGCUGCGGCUUGGAGGGAACCCGAAGAGCGAGCGAGCGAGCGAGGUGUUUCCGUGGGAAGAGAGAGGCAGCGCGGGGCCGGUCGGGGCGCCCCCCUCCCUCUCGCGCGGACAGGAAAAGCCAAUGCUGUCGCUUGUUCGCCGCCCUUAAGGAGCUGGAUGCGCCUUUUCCUUUCGCCGCACUAAAACCCGCAGCGACACGAGCAGGCCGCGCUGAGGGACUGGCUCCCGGGGGCCCUUUCGGCGGAGGAGCCGCCACCUGAGAGGGCAGCAGCAGCAGGAGCAGCGGAGGCGGCGAAAACGACGACGGCGUCCGGCCCGGGCCUCGCGUUGGGCUUCCUGGGCGACCUCCUCCCCGCCGUUAGCAUGAUGUCUUACCUCAAACAGCCCCCCUACGGCAUGAACGGGCUGGGGCUGGCCGGGCCCGCCAUGGACCUCCUCCACCCCUCCGUGGGGUACCCGGCCGCCCCCCGGAAGCAGCGCCGGGAGCGCACCACCUUCACUCGCUCCCAGCUGGACGUCCUGGAGGCGCUCUUCGCCAAGAUAGUACCGUCGGCGAUAGAUACCGUUGGCCGAGGCCUCGAGGGGCGCUGGGUGGCCCGUCAAGGGUCACGCAGAGUCUGGCGCAAAAAGAGCCGGAAUGUGACUUUGGUGUCUAUCUUUGGGGGUUUUGAGUCCAGAGUCCAGGUCUGGUUCAAGAACCGGAGGGCCAAGUGCCGGCAGCAGCAGCAGCAACAGCAGAGCGGGGCCGGGGCCGGGGGAGGCGGCGGCGGGGCCAAGAGCCGCCCGGCCAAGAAGAAGUCCUCCCCGGCGCGGGAGAGCUCUGGCUCCGAGAGCAGCGGGCAGUUCACCCCUCCGGCGGCCGCCUCCUCCUCCUCGGCCUCUUCCUCGUCUUCGUCCUCGUCGUCCUCCUCCUCGGCGGGGGCGCCCGGCUCAUCCUCGUCGUCCUCGUCCUCGGCGGCGCCGCUGAGCAGCAGCAGCGCGCCUUCGUCCUCCUCCAUCUGGAGCCCGGCCUCUAUCUCUCCCGGCGGCGCCAUGCCCGAGCCCCUCGCCCCCGGCGGCGCCUCCUGCAUGCAGCGCUCGCUCUCGGCGGCGGCCUACCCGAUGCCGUACGGGCAGGGCGCGGGGGGCGGCGCCGGCGGAGGGGGCGGCGGCGGGGGCGGCUACGGGCAGGGCUACCCAGCGGCGCCCCCUCCUCCGCCGCCCCCCGCCGCCGCUUCCGCCUCCUCCUACUUCGGGGGCGUGGAGUGCGGCUCCUACCUGCCCAUGCACGCCCACCACCCGCAGCUGGGCCCCAUGGCGCCCGCCCCGCUGGCCCCGCAUGGCGCCCCCCACCACCCGCACGCCCACCACCCAGCCUUGGGCCAGGCCUCCAGCCACCACCACCAUCAUCACCACCAUCACCAUCACCAGCCCCCCGGCGCUUACGGGGGCUCCGCGCUAGCCUUCAACGCCGGCCCGGCCACCCCCGACUGCCUGGACUACGCCAAGGAGAGCCCCGCCGCCGCCCCGGGACCCCCCGCCGCCGCCCACUCGCCCUGGAAGCUCAACUUCAGCUCUGCGGACUGCCUCGACUACAAGGACCAGGCUUCCUGGCGCUUCCAGGUCCUGUGAUCGCAGGGGAAGAGCGACCUAUAUACAUACGUGCCCCCCACCCCGCCGCGUGCCAACGCCAAACCCCCUCCCCUCCUUUCCCCGCUCUCGGACAGAAGCAACGCGCCUGGACCGCUAUUUAUUCGCCCCUCGGGACUUGGAGCGGCUCAGAAGGAGAUGCUUGGGAUGGAGAGACGCUCACUCCUCCUCGGGGCUCUCCCUUGGGUCUCUGGAGAGCCCCCCCCCCCAUGCCUCGUGGGCAUCCUCGUGUACAUAGAGCGCCUCGCGACCCCUCUGGAUUCGGGGAUUCCGAGCCCCGCCAAGCUUUUUCCCCCUGACUUUUUUUGUUUUGAAGGGCGGGGGGAGGGGGCUCGCGUCAUGUAUUUGCAUACGAGGCGGGAAGAGACGCAGAGAGAAAGUGUAAAGCGGAUAGUCCCAGCCCUGGAGGCGGCAGGCACCUGUUGAACUGUAAAGCAAGGCCUCCCGCCUCUCUCCUCCCCCCUCCCCCCCCAAAUCCCCGACAAUAAAAACCCCACGGAUGACA
Messenger RNA from Anolis sagrei ordinatus, 2207 nucleotides. NCBI's taxonomy places the organism in Eukaryota, Metazoa, Chordata, Lepidosauria, Squamata, Anolidae. The record is from RefSeq and is a predicted model, not a curated record.